Molecule: messenger RNA, 1869 nt
Organism: Nelumbo nucifera (sacred lotus)
Lineage: Eukaryota; Viridiplantae; Streptophyta; Magnoliopsida; Proteales; Nelumbonaceae
Product: putative cation transporter HKT1;4
Biological process (GO): transmembrane transport; monoatomic cation transport
Cellular component (GO): plasma membrane
Molecular function (GO): monoatomic cation transmembrane transporter activity
Source: RefSeq, a predicted model, not a curated record
AUGAGGAAUUUUACCUGUUUUGGCAAGAAACUACAUCUCUGUAGGCUUUGUAGUAGUGUUUCAUGUAUCAAAACAGCUUGUCUUAGCAGAUCCUUUCCAGGUCUUAUUAGAUGUUUGUACCACUUCCUAUUCUUCAACGUGAAUCCCCUUUGGAUCCAAUUUUUUUACUUUGUCUCUAAUUCCCUUAUGGGUUUUUUAGUUUUGAAGAUUUUGAAACCUAGACCCGACGCAGUAAGGCCUAAGGACUUUGAUGUGUUCUUUACAUCUGUGUCUGCAGCUACGGUUUCCAGCAUGUCAACCGUCGAAAUGGAGGUCUUUUCCAUUGCCCAGCUUGUAGUUUUAACCGUUUUAAUGUUACUAGGUGGAGAGGUCUUUCUUUCCAUGCUUGGACUUCAAAUAGAGAGUUCCAAGUUCAUGAAGAAGCAGGAGAAGAUUGAAAACAAAGUCGACUCAUUAGUCAGUUCAGACUACCUUAUUACUUCUUCAAUUCACACGAAUGUUGAUAAUCAAAUUGAAUUGGGGCUAGUCAAAGUACCCCAUUUCGAAAGAGAGAAACCCAGCAGUGUAGAGACCUGCAGGAAUAUUGGAACUGAUGAUGAUGAUCAGUUAAUGAGCUGUAGUGAGGACCUUAAGUAUGAUUCAAUUAGGUACCUGAGUUAUGUAGUCUUGGGUUAUCUUCUAGUGGUUCAUGUAAGUGGGUUUGCACUGGUUUCAUCAUAUCUGAGCCUUGUUCCAAGUGCCAGAAAUGUACUCGAGAACAAGAGCAUUUCGAUACAUACAUUCUCUGUGUUCGCAAUUGUCUCUACUUUCACAAACUGCGGUUUUAUCCCCACAAAUGAGAACAUGAUAGUCUUCAGGAAGAAUGCUGGACUUCUGCUACUACUCAUCCCUCAGGUCCUUCUUGGGAACACACUAUUCCCAUCGUGCUUGAGAUUUGUGAUAUGGGUCUUGGGGAGGUUUACAAAGAAGGUCGAAUUCAAGUACAUUCUGAAGAAUGCGGGAGAGGUUGGAUAUGCUCACUUACUCCCCAGUUUGCACUCUUUCCUUUUAGUCGUCACUGUUUUCGGCUUCAUACUGGUACAAUUUGUUCUCUUUUGUUCCAUGGAGUGGAACUCAGAAGGACUGAAUGGGAUGAAUCCUUACCAGAAGCUAGUAGGUUGCUUGUUCCAAACAGUGAAUUCGCGGCACGCCGGCGAAUCAAUCGUUGAUCUCUCCCUAGUCUCUCCAGCAGUCCUGGUUCUGUUCGUGGUAAUGAUGUAUCUCCCUCCGUAUACUUCCUUUUUACCCAUUAAAGAUGAAGAGCUUUCUCCAGCAAGCAGUUCCGAAAAGAAAACCAAAAGUAGUUGGGGAAGGCUAAUGGAGAAUCUCAAAUUCUCACAGCUCUCUUAUUUGUUCAUAUUCGUCAUCCUCAUUUGCAUCUCAGAGAGGAAAAAGAUGAAAGAAGAUCCACUUAACUUCACAGUGUUGAACAUCGUCAUUGAAGUGAUCAGUGCAUAUGGCAAUGUGGGUUUCACAACCGGGUACAGUUGCAAGCGGCAACUAAAUCCAGAUGGCCAAUGCAAGGAUACAUGGUACGGAUUCUCUGGAAGAUGGAGCAACACGGGCAAGCUGAUCCUCAUCGUGGUCAUGUUUUUCGGAAGACUUAAGAAGUUCAAUAUGGAAGGUGGCAGAACUUGGAGACUCCAGUGAGACAGAUAGAUAAUAGCAUGUAUACAAACUCCAAAUAAUUGGAGAGAAUUUAGGAUAUCUGCAUGGAUUGAACGUUUCCGGUGCAAUAUCUAAGUACGUAGUAAAAAAGUAGAGACAUAGAAGCUGUGUAAGUGUUUGUUAUGGUGCUCCCAAGGUCAUGUUAUGCAGACUUUACAUAAG